Pelobates fuscus (common spadefoot toad) is the source of this 2051-nucleotide messenger RNA. It is a transcript of the gene PACSIN1, whose product is annotated as protein kinase C and casein kinase substrate in neurons 1. Gene Ontology annotation, molecular function: phospholipid binding; protein binding. NCBI's taxonomy places the organism in Eukaryota, Metazoa, Chordata, Amphibia, Anura, Pelobatidae. The record is from RefSeq and is a predicted model, not a curated record. Bases 299 to 1636 code for a protein of 445 amino acids. Gene Ontology annotation, cellular component: endosome; plasma membrane; cytoplasm. The transcript has 11 exons. Gene Ontology annotation, biological process: positive regulation of dendrite development; regulation of endocytosis; cytoskeleton organization.
AAUGUCGUUAGAGAGGAGGUGUGGCAAUAUUUGCCUGCAGAGGUGUUAGGAGCAUUCUAUUUUCUACUGUAAACCACAGAGAAGGACCGUUAACCCAGGGAAUAUCUAGAGAAAUACAGAAAAAAAUAAAUGAUACCAGCUGUUUGCCAAGAAUACACUGAGACAGUAGGCGAUAUAGGAUUAAAGGCUUUGCAUCGCAUGUAAACAGGUUUAUCUGCAUAAUCAGAUCGACUGGAUCUGACAAACUCAUCAGCCUCAUUCUACUUCAAAUGCACAAGAGUGUGUAAUAGAGGAUACUAUGUCAGGGUCUUACGAUGAGACAGCCACAUCGCUGGAGGACACAACAGACAGCUUUUGGGAGGUUGGUCACUACAAACGAACAGUGAAACGGAUUGACGAUGGACACCGUCUAUGCAAUGAUCUGAUGAACUGCCUGCAAGAUCGAGCUAAGAUAGAGAAAGCAUACUCACAGCAGCUGACCGACUGGGCCAAACGCUGGCGUCAGCUUGUCGAGAAAGGUCCUCAGUAUGGCACUCUAGAGCGAGCAUGGUGUGCUCUACUAACAGAGGCAGAGAAAGUAGGUGAGUUGCACCAGGAUGUAAGGAACCGCCUGGUGUCAGACGAUGUUGAGAAAGUGCGGAAUUGGCAGAAAGAAGCUUUUCACAAACAAAUGAUUGGGGGAUUCAAGGAAACCAAAGAAGCUGAAGAUGGAUUCCGCAAGGCACAGAAACCUUGGGCCAAGAAGAUAAAGGAGGUAGAGGCAGCUAAGAAGGCUUAUCAUAUGGCAUGUAAAGAGGAGAAUUUGGCAAGUAGCCGAGAGGCUACUGGGAAGGCUGAUGCUUCUGUCACAGCAGAUCAGCAACGCAAACUGCAAGACAAAGUAGAAAAGUGCAAGCAAGAUGUGCAUAAGGCACAAGAACGCUAUGAGAAGGUAUUGGAUGAUAUUCAGAAAUUCACCCCACAGUACAUGGAAAGCAUGGACCUGGUAUUUGAACAAUGCCAACAGCUGGAAGAAAAGCGUCUGGUCUUCCUCAAGGAAAUUCUACUAGAUAUCAAGCAUCAUCUUAAUCUUGCAGAGAGCAACAGUUAUGCAGCAGUGUACAAUGAACUUGAGAAAUCAAUCCAAAGCUCGGAUGUGCAAGAAGAUCUGCGUUGGUUCCGAGCAUCCCAUGGCCCAGGAAUGCAUAUGAAUUGGCCACAAUUUGAGGAAUGGAAUACAGAUUACACUCACUCAAUUCCCAGGAAAGAGAAAGCUCAAAAAGUGGAAGGAGGUGCUCUAACUAAUGUUAUGUCUACGUCCGAUAACAGUUCUCAAGGAGGUGAUCGAGGAAGUGUGAGUAGUUAUGAAAAAGCUCAACUCUACACUGCUGAUUGGUCAGAUGACGAGGGUGGCAGCAGCCCAUAUCCAGCUGCAGACUCUAAUGAAGGAACUAAUCAGUAUGAUGAAGAGUCAACAUGGAAAGUUCGGGUUCGAGCAUUGUAUGACUAUGAAGGACAAGAGCAGGAUGAGUUGAGCUUCAAAGCAGGUGAAGAACUGACAAAGUUGGAGGAUGAAGAUGAACAAGGCUGGUGUAGGGGGCAACUGGACAAUGGGCGCCAAGGCCUGUAUCCAGCAAAUUACGUGGAGCCCAUUUAGUCCACCUGAAAAAAAGUUUCAUGUUCAUUAAUUUACUCUCUGCAAAAAAACUUUUAUCCCACUUCACCGGACAUUCAUGUUUGACCUUCCUAAACUGCAGAGAUCCUAACAACUAAGAAGGCAAUGAAUUAAUUGAAUGCAUAUCACUGGGCAUAACCUUGAAACUGCUAUACAGAUUUCUAAACUGUAUACCAUAAUUAUGCAGUUCUUCCUUUAAUUGGUAGAGGAUGUUGAAAAUAUAGAAAGUUGUUCAGAUGUUUAUUUUAUUUUAUUUUAUUGUAAUAGUGUUUAGCAUUUAUUUCAAAGGAAUAGGUGUUCAUAAUAUUAUUGUCCAAAGAGAGAAAGGUUGUUCGUCAAAAUGUGUAUAAAAAUAAAUUUAAUUGCUUAAUAGAGAUUAGUAAAGUUAGCACUCUCA